GUUGCAAGAGAGUGCGACCACCCCAUCAUGUCUGCGCCAGGCGGGGCCCCCAGCCCUGCUCCCCGAAGUGGUAGUCUCGGGCCCGGUGGAGGUAUGCCUUCCCAGCAGCCCAUGGGCGGUCCGUCCACCCCCGUCGGCGCGCCCACCCCGGGCCCUCCGCCGCCGCCCAGCGGUGCCAUGUCGCAGCAGAAUUUGAAUCAGAUUGUCAUCGACUAUUUGGCCAAGAAAGGCUACAGUCGUACGGAGGCCAUGCUGCGCAUGGAGUCCGCAAAUCAAGAGAUUGAUGGCCGUCCUCUCCCCGCCCUGGGUGAAGACGCCCGACCUAAAUACCGACAAGGUUUCGACCUGAUCAAAGUAUGGGUGGAAGAUAACCUGGAUCUGUACAAGCCGGAGCUCAGAAGGGCCCUUUGGCCGCUGUUUGUCUACUCCUUUCUGAACAUGGUGACCUCGUUCUAUCCCCAAGAGGCCAAGCACUUCUUCGAGUCCAACAAGAACCUGUUUCUGCCUGAGCACUCGGAAGACGUGCGCACGCUUGAGCCGAUCGGUCUGCCCGAACAUGUCCAGCACAACUCCACCGCCAAGCUGUACCGCAACAACAAGUACCGCUUGGUUCUCAGCAACCCGGCAUUUUCCAACCUCAUGCAGUUCCUGGAGAGCAAGCAGAAAGAGGGUGGCUCCGUCAUGUCCGCCAUUCUGAGCAGUUUCUGCACGAUCAUCACCCGCGAGCGCGCCGUCGAUGACCGCUUCAGCUUCGCUGCCAUGCUGGGUCAAGCCGGCGCCGGUCACACGUUCCCCACCGAAGAUGAAGGCAUCCCGGGCCACCACCCGGGAUCGGCCUACACGGGCGACAAUCCGGCCAUGGCGGGCACGCUGCCUCGACUUCGUUUGGGCAGACUCCCCAUGGAACAGACGCUCGAAGGGGACGUGAGGGGUGAACUUGCCGACGAAGACGCCAAGAACCCGCCGGCGGCGGGCCAGAAAACCCUCAUCCAGGAGUUAGACCACAUGAUCAAGAAGGAGGACGAUGACGAAGCGCCGACGCGGGCGGAAAUUCCCUACCCGCCGUCCACCGCUCGCGAUGUGGCCAUGGAGGUCCAGAAGGUGAAGGAGAACCGCGACCGAUUCCAGAUCGAGGGUCGGUCGGGCGGUGUCGGUCCGGGCGUCAGUGUCUGCAUGUUCACUUUCCACAACACUUAUGAUGGAGUCAACUGUAUAGAUUUCUCCGACGAUAAUAUGCUCGUCGCAGCUGGCAUGCAAGAGUCAUAUAUCCGCGUCUGGAGCAUGGACGGAAAAAAGAUCCCAACGACAUACGAAAACGUAGACGACGGCUCCGCAUCGAACUCCCGGCGUCUCAUUGGUCACUCAGGCCCGGUCUACGCCGUGGCAUUUGCACCCUCCAUCACCCGUACAGAGAACGCAGUCGCGCCGACAAACACGCGCUGGCUGCUCUCAUCCUCGUCCGACAAAACAAUCCGACUAUGGUCUCUCGACCUCUGGCAAUGCAUGGUCGUCUACAAAGGCCACGACCAGCCCGUCUGGGACCUCCAGUGGGGCCCCUACGGACACUACUUCGUGUCCGCUGGACACGACCGCACCGCGCGCCUAUGGGUAACAGACCACAUCCGCCAGCAGCGCAUCUUCGUCGGCCACGACCAAGACGUCGACUGCGUCGCCUUCCACCCCAACUCAGCCUACGUCUUCACCGGCAGCUCCGACCACACCGUGCGCAUGUGGGCCGUCACAACGGGCAACGCGGUCCGCAUGUUCACCGGCCACACGGGCAACAUCACCGCACUAGCCUGCAGCCGCAACGGCAAACUACUCGCCUCAGCCGACGACCACGGCUCCAUCUUCGUGUGGGACCUCGCCCCGGGCCGCCUCGUCAAGCGCAUGCGCGGCCACGGCAAGGGCGGCAUCUGGUCGCUGAGCUGGAGCGUCGAGUCGACGGUCCUCGUCUCCGGCGGGGCUGACUCCACCGUGCGCGUGUGGGACGUGACAGGGCCGACACCCGACGCGGGCCAGGGCCGCGUCGUAGGUGAGGCAGGCGGCACAGCCACUAAGAUCGAUGGCGGUGCUGCGCCGUCCGGUGCCGCGCAGUCGUCGAGCGCUGUUGGGCCGGGCAUGGGAAAGAAGAAGGGCAAGGAUGUCGUCGUCACGCCGGAUCAGAUUAGCGCUUUUCCGACGAAGAAGAGCCCCGUUUAUAAGGUGAAAUUCACUAAUAUGAAUUUGAUCAUUGCGGGGGGUGCGUAUCUUCCUUGAGCGAUGAUUAUCUCUUGUAUUAUUCUUCUCUUUCUCCUCUUUGCUCCCUCCCCUUCUCUCUUCUGAUUAUGGAUCUGAGACACGACUCUCACAGCCAAGCAAGGAAAAGAAAGACAAGAACAAACCAGGUCAUGGAUUUCACAAUACUAGCAACCUAUCUAGCUAGAUAGAUAGAUACAGGCGUCGGGGGUAGGCUACUAGGCUAGGUUAGCCAGGACGGGUGUUUCUUUUCAUUCAAUUUUUUCU
Molecule: messenger RNA, 2505 nt
Organism: Aspergillus candidus
Lineage: Eukaryota; Fungi; Ascomycota; Eurotiomycetes; Eurotiales; Aspergillaceae
Product: putative transcription initiation factor TFIID subunit
Exons: 5
Coding region: 28-2259 (743 amino acids)
Biological process (GO): transcription initiation at RNA polymerase II promoter
Cellular component (GO): transcription factor TFIID complex
Molecular function (GO): protein binding; RNA polymerase II general transcription initiation factor activity
Source: RefSeq, a predicted model, not a curated record